AUGACGGAACUAAGGUACGUGCAGACGAACCUGAACCACUGCCGAGCUGCCCAGGAUCUGCUGGAUGAGUUCGCUAGGCCGGAAGACAUUGCGGUGGCGCUGGUCAGCGAACCGCAAGGUGGCGGACGAGCUGACUGGCACUACGACUCCUCGGGUCGAGCCGCCGUAGCUGUCUUCCGUUCCGGGCUCACGCUCGGCGACGUACAGACGGGCGAUGGGUUCGUGGCAGCCACCGUGGGAGGCGCAGUCCGCGCCUUUAGCUGCUACGCUUCCCCUGCCUUGUCCGCCGCUGAGUUUCAGCAGUUUCUGGGUCGUCUCGAGGCCUCCGUGAGGUCGCACCACGGCGUUGGUCUCGACCUCAUCGUAGGUGGGGACUUUAACGCCCGGUCGGCGUCCUGGGGGGACCGCCUCACGGAGGCCCGCGGGGACGACCUGGCAGCGUUCGCGGGCUCCUUGGGACUGAUCGUCCUGAACAGGGGGCGGGAGCUGACCUUUUUCGGGAGAGGGCAGGGGUCGUGCGUCGACGUCACUCUCGCCUCCGAAUCGGCCGCAGGGAAGAUUCGGGGGUGGACCGUACGGACGGACGUAGAGAACAUGAGUGAUCACCAUCACUUGUGUUUCUCAUACAGCACCAGCCGCACGUGCUCCUCUGGCAGCGGCGGCGGUUGGUCGGUGGCACCCGGGUUGGAUCACAACUCGGCUGGACGCUGA
Messenger RNA from Metopolophium dirhodum (rose-grain aphid), 711 nucleotides. RefSeq lists its product as uncharacterized. Gene Ontology annotation, molecular function: catalytic activity. The record is from RefSeq and is a predicted model, not a curated record. Lineage: Eukaryota; Metazoa; Arthropoda; Insecta; Hemiptera; Aphididae. Bases 1 to 711 code for a protein of 236 amino acids. The transcript has a single exon.